Oikopleura dioica is the source of this 942-nucleotide messenger RNA. Lineage: Eukaryota; Metazoa; Chordata; Appendicularia; Copelata; Oikopleuridae. The record is from the annotation of a GenBank genome assembly.
AUGGUCCCUGAUUACGUUUUUAGCUCCGCUCGCGAAAUCGGUCGCGGGGCGACUUCCAGGGUUUACCUUGCAGAAACAAGAGGCUCCGGAGACUUGGUGGCAGUCAAAGAAGUGGGUUUGUCGAAGAAAAUUGAAAAACAGUCAAUAUUCCGAGAAAUUGAAGUGAUGCGCGGUUUCAAUCAUAAAAAUGUCUUGAAAUGUCUAAGUUUCGACGCAAGUGAGGAUAAAAUCCAGAUCAUAUUGGAAUACUGCCCACUCGGUUCUCUGGCCGAUCUUAUUUUGAGAACAAGAGAAAGCAAGUCUUCCCUUGUGGAGAAGGAAGUUUGCAACUUUGGGCGACAAAUAACAUCAGCACUCAAGUACAUUCACGACCUAAAGGUUCUCCACCGUGAUCUUAAACCUGACAAUAUCAUGAUAACAGCAGGAAGCCUACUGAAAAUUUGCGACUUUGGUGUUUGUCGAGUUUUGCAGGAGGGAGAAUCUAAAGCUAAAACAUUCGUGGGUACGAUUCAAUACUGUGCUCCAGAGCUGCUUAAAAAUUCUACUUUUGGCCCUGCUGGGGACAUUUGGGGUUUGGGAACAAUCCUUGUUGAGCUAGCAACUUUAGCUAAACCUUUUGGGGAAAGUGAAGCUUUUCUGGCUAUCUGCAACAGGAUAUCAAAAGGUUCCUUCCGACCAUUGCCCGAUACAUUUAGCACUGAAUUCAAAACCACAGUGCUGAAAAUUCUCCAAGUUGACCCGAUUGAACGUCCAACAACUGAGGAGCUUCUUGAAUGCUCACUUUUUACCGAAGACAACGAAGACGUGGAAGAAUACUACGAAGAAGAUUUCGACGAUAGCAGUUCUUUGUCUGAAAUCUCAGAUAAAUAUGAUGACUCGCGCUCUUCAACUUCUAUCGACAGCUACUGCUCAAGCUUUGAAAGUAAUUCUUUUGCUUCAUAA